AUGCCACGCCGCAGCGCCCGCCUCAAUACUUCCCAAUCCAACCCCAGCAACCUAGGCUCUACCUAUGUCGCUCCAGCACCGAUCUCCACCAACAACACCUCUUCCAUCGAUGACCCAAACCAAUCCGCCACCCCCUUCCCUUUCCUCGACCUGCCUCCCGAGGUUCGAAACCGAGUCUACAGCUUCGCAUUCUCAAACAUCGCUACACGCGAUCUCUCGCAGACUCGCAUUCCGCCUGUCGCCCUAGUCUCUCACCAACUCCGCGAUAAAGCACUCCUAGUGCUCUUCGCCUCCCCUCAUUUCCGCCUGACUGCCGGCAACAACUUCACCGCCAAGUUCGACGAGCGCUGGCACUUCCAGAUGGGUCGCACCUACUACCGCGACCACAGCCGCAGCGGGUCAGGCACUAUCGGAAUGAAGCGCAUCAUCGGCCGUUUCCUGAAGGAUGCCGGAGAAGCUGCACUCUUUCGCAACAUCACCUUCGAGGUCUUCGACUCGAGCGAUAUUCGAGACGCGCGAGAGUGGGAGCGCCAGGGCAGACCACGUAGAUUCCGCGAUUAUGAGAUCUUUGAGGAUCAGGUCGCCGUUCGGCUGCACCUCGGGGUCGUGGAAGGAUCAUUGCAGGUUUCUUUCGUCGAUGGCCGCCAUCAUCCGGCUUUUGGCCAACGCCCCUAUUCUGGUCGUGUCGGCGAGGCUCAGAUCGUGCGGGAUGUGGAUGGUUCGGUGGAUAAAGCUAUUAGCGUCGCGCAGGACAUUGCAGGUCAUGACGAGUUCAAGGGUUUCAAGAUUACCGACUUGCGCAAGAUCGCUACGGCGUUUCGUCUGGAGUGA
This is a messenger RNA of Zasmidium cellare ATCC 36951, 831 nucleotides long. RefSeq lists its product as uncharacterized. Bases 1 to 831 code for a protein of 276 amino acids. The transcript has a single exon. NCBI's taxonomy places the organism in Eukaryota, Fungi, Ascomycota, Dothideomycetes, Mycosphaerellales, Mycosphaerellaceae. The record is from RefSeq and is a predicted model, not a curated record.